GGAGGAGUAAGAGAGGGGAAAAGAAAGAGGAAAAGAGUGCGAGGGAGUGAGGGAGGGAGGAAAAUAAACAACAAAAAAAUGUCCUCUUCCUCCCCCACCGGGCAGAUUGCAAGUGCGGCGGACAUCAAGCAGGAGAAUGGGAUGGAAAGCGCCUCGGAAGGGCAGGAGGCGCCCCGAGAAGUGGCGGGGGGCGCAGCGGCGGGGCUGAGCCCCCCGGCUCCAGCCCCUUUCCCCCUGGAGCCGGGGGACGCCGCGGCCACCGCCGCCAGGGUGAGCGGAGAGGAAGGGGCAGUGGCUGCGGCGGCGACGGCGACGGCCGGAGCGGCGGCGGAUCAGGUACAACUCCACUCGGAACUUCUGGGCAGGCACCACCACGCCGCGGCCGCCGCCGCCGCCGCCGCCGCCGCCGCCGCCGCGCAGACCCCACUGGCCUUCUCGCCCGACCAUGUCGCCUGCGUGUGCGAGGCGCUGCAGCAGGGGGGCAACCUGGACCGCCUGGCCCGGUUCCUAUGGUCCCUGCCCCAGAGCGACCUGCUACGUGGCAACGAGAGCCUGCUGAAGGCGCGGGCGCUGGUGGCCUUCCACCAGGGCAUCUACCCUGAGCUCUACAGCAUCCUCGAGAGCCACAGCUUCGAGUCGGCCAACCACCCGCUGCUGCAGCAGCUCUGGUACAAGGCGCGCUACACCGAGGCCGAGCGAGCCCGCGGCCGGCCGCUGGGCGCCGUGGACAAGUACCGGCUGCGCAGGAAAUUCCCCCUGCCCCGCACCAUCUGGGACGGCGAGGAGACGGUGUAUUGUUUCAAGGAGAAGUCGCGCAACGCGCUCAAGGAGCUCUACAAGCAGAAUCGCUACCCUUCGCCGGCCGAGAAGCGGCACCUGGCCAAGAUCACCGGCCUCUCCCUCACCCAGGUCAGCAACUGGUUCAAGAACCGCCGGCAGCGCGAUCGGAACCCCUCUGAGACCCAGUCCAAAAGUGAGUCGGAUGGCAAUCCUAGCACUGAAGAUGAAUCCAGCAAGGGUCAUGAAGAUUUGUCUCCUCAUCCACUCUCCAGUUCAUCCGAUGGUGUCACCAACCUCAGCCUUUCCAGUCACAUGGAGCCAGUAUAUAUGCAACAAAUUGGAAAUGCUAAAAUAUCGUUAAGCUCUUCUGGAGUUUUGUUGAAUGGAAGUUUGGUACCUGCCAGUACUUCACCUGUCUUCCUUAAUGGUAAUUCUUUCAUUCAGGGACCCAAUGGAGUUAUCCUUAAUGGAUUAAGUGUGGGAAAUACACAGACAGUGUCAUUGAACCCACCAAAAAUGGCAUCAAACAUUGUGAGCAAUGGUAUAUCCAUGACUGACAUACUGGGGUCUACCUCCCAGGAUGUGAAGGAAUUCAGAGUUCUCCAGAGUUCUUCAGCUAACUCAGCAGCCACCACCUCCUACAGCCCCAGUGCUCCUGUGUCAUUCCCAGGGCUGAUACCCAGCACUGAGGUGAAAAGAGAAGGUAUUCAAACAGUGGCUUCCCAGGAUGGAGGUUCUGUAGUGACUUUUACCACACCAGUGCAAAUUAACCAGUAUGGCAUCGUCCAGAUCCCCAAUUCCGGAGCGAGCAGUCAGUUCCUUAAUGGGAGCAUUGGAUUCUCUCCACUGCAGCUGCCUCCUGUUUCAGUGGCAGCUUCACAAGGUAAUAUUUCAGUAAAUUCAAGCACUUCAGAUGGGAGCACAUUUACAAGUGAGUCCGCCACAGUCCAACAAGGAAAGGUUUUCUUGAGCUCUCUUGCUCCCAGUGCAGUGGUAUACACUGUUCCUAAUUCAGGCCAGACUAUAGGAUCUGUUAAACAGGAGGGCGUGGAGAGGAGCCUGGUGUUUUCUCAGUUGAUGCCUGUCAAUCAGAAUGCACAAGUAAAUGCAAACCUGUCUUCUGAAAGUAUCUCGGGAAGUGGCCUCCACCCACUGUCCUCCUCCUUAGUUAAUGUAUCCCCAACUCACAAUUUUUCCCUGACUCCCCCUACCCUACUAAACCCCACUGAGCUAAACCCUGACAUUGUUGAUAGCCAGCCAAUGUCUGCACCUGUGGCAAGCAAAUCUACUGUGACAUCUGUCAGCAACACUAACUAUGCAACUCUUCAGAACUGCUCCCUUAUUACUGGUCAAGAUCUAUUAUCAGUACCCAUGACCCAGGCUGCCCUUGGGGAAAUAGUUCCCACAGCUGAAGCCCAGGUGAGUCACCCCUCCCCUACAGUACACCAGGAUUUUGUCAGAGAACAUCAUUUGGUUAUGCAAUCAGUAGCUAACAUAAAAGAGAAUUUCUUAACAAAUUCUGAGAGCAAAGCAACAAGCAACUUAAUGAUGCUGGACUCCAAAUCCAAGUAUGUCUUAGAGGGCAUGGUUGAGACUGUCUGUGAAGACCUGGAAACAGACAAAAAAGAGCUUGCCAAGCUCCAGACUGUCCAAUUGGAUGAAGAGAUGCAAGACUUGUAAACUUAAUUUCUUUUUUUUUUUUCCUGGCAUCAGCAGGCAAAUCUUUUCAUGAAGACCUGAGGACAUAAAGGAUUUUCCCAUUUGAAGGGAAACAUUAGUUUUGCAAGUAAAUGCAUUCAAAAGACUUUAGAUUGAUCUGCAUGAAGAUCACAGUUAAAUAUGCAGGAGUAGAACUGCAUUACUGCAGCCUUUUUGUUCACAUGUGUUCUCUUUUAAAUAGAUGGAGACAGAGGAACAAGAUGAAAUAUAUCAAGAAGUCAAAGUGUAUCAUUUGGUUGACUUAACAUAAUUCUAAGAUCAAAUGGAACUUGAUAAAUAGUUUUCUAAAUUAAAAAUGUAUACACUUAAGGUAGAAAAUUAAAUAUCACUACAGAGCGUUAGAAACAAUACAAUUCUUUUUGUUUACUUUUACUCCACGGGCAUUGGUAAGGUUAAGAAGCAUAAAAGGUACUCUACACUAUUCUAAGGGUAUAUUUUUGCAUAUAUGCAUUUCUGUUUUUCAGCAUUUUUGUGAAAGUCUUGGCUUGUCUCUAUACAUUUCCAAAUGUGAUUGCUAAUAGUUCACUGUGGCUGAGAAAGUUUGCAACUCCACUAAAAACUCUGAAACAAACUUCAGUAUGAGUGUAAAUAUAUUAGUCCUAUAAGCAAGAAUUUGGGUAAUUACAGUGAAUUUUAUUUAUGCUGUAUAUGUUUCUCUUAUACUUCAGACACUAUGAACUGAAAAGAAAAAUGUUUUCGUACUGUUUAAUUUAUUUUUAUUGUUUGAACAGGAAGCGAACAGUUAUUUCCAACAAAGUUUUACUUUUUGUAGGAUUUUAAAAGUAAUGAUUUUUAUCAGGAGUCUAUUAAGGUCAAUAUUAAUAACACUGAAACAAGAAAUCUAACUCCCAAUAUUGGAAUUUUGGUACUUUUUUUCACAUCCUUGUUCUUUAUUUAGCAACUCUCUGAUUCAUUUAAAUAUAUUUUCUACAGAAUUCUAUGUGCCUUUUUACCUUGUGGCCUUUUUAUUACUCUUACUAAGGUACAGAAGUGUCAAUGGAAGCACUGAUGACUCCUUUCUACUAUCCAACAGGGUUAAUUUCACAGAAUUGCUCUAAAUCUGAAGAACUUAAGUUUCACUUAUAUUAUUAGAGUUAAUGUUUAUGAUGCAAGUGGUUGAACAAUUAAUUAUUGUUGAUACUUUUCAUUACAGAGAAGUAACAGUUAUAGACUACCAUGUAAAACCAAUUCUGGAGGCUAUGAAAACAACCAUUUUAAAGGAAAGAAAGAAUAUGUAACUUCUAUUGAGAUGAAUUAUGUCCUGUUGAAACUUAGUUCUAAAUGUUUUAACUCAAUUGUUACAUUAUGACAUAUGACUGUUGUUUGCACUAUAUUAUCACCUCUUCUUUAAAAGUAAAUCUUUCGGGGUUUCUGUAAGAAGCUUGUUUGAUAAUGUUGUGAGCUGUGGUUACAGUUUUUAUCAGGACUCUGAACAGAAGAUGUAAUAAUACAAAUACAUUUAUGUAGUGAGUAAAGUCUCUGGUCUCUGAAAAGCAAGAAAAGUGAGAAAAUGAUCUCUUCAGAGAUGACAGAAAGUUGUUGAACAUGAAGAUGUCACCACAUCUUGCUUUCUUUAAGAUCGGAACAAAGGGUCCAUUGUAAGUGUCUACAUGCCCAUCAGCCCAGCAUGUUGAAUAAGGGCCAUAGAGGAUUUAACUUUUGUUCUUACUGCAAAUGGAACUUGCAGGCAUAGGUGAAGAGCCCUUUGAAGAAUUCCUCCCCCAUCAUUUUUUUUCUCCCCCAUCAUUUUGAUAAAGAACUUAGAUCCCAUUUUUUUAUGGAAUUAGCGAAAGUUCCUAAACUGCUGAAAUUACGUGUUUUUUUGUUUCGUUUUGUUUUACAACACCAGGUUUUUUAGAGUUCUCUUCCACUCCACCACUACUUAUACAGCUUGUUUGUUUCUUUGGGUGUGUGCUGAUCAUGUUACUGAGAUUAAUUACAUGGGUCUAUAGUGCAGUUUACAUGAAAAUGAUGUUUUCCACUUGAUUGCUGCAAAUAUCAAGAGUUUGUUAAUUAUUUUAAAAUACCCAUCCAAUAAGAAAGAUGGGAAGGUUUAAAAAGUUAUAUAUGUUAUAUAUACAUAUAUAUAACAGGAAAAGUUUUGUGUCUUCCAAAAAUACAAGCCUCUCUUUUAUUCACAGUUCUUCCUCUUUUCUUCCUUAAGAAAGAGAAAAGAUAGCACAAAACUUAAGACUUACUUAGGAAACCUAUUCAUACUCCAACAUGAUGUAAUUAUACCCCUACAAUUACUCCAGGUAGCUAUACAAUAUAUACCAGGUAAGAAUCAAUGCACAUUAUAAAGAACUUGUUCUUUUCUGUUCUUUCAGUAAAAUAAGGGCCAGUUGAUAUGUAGCCCAUAUAUAUGGGAAUGAAAUAAGAUAAACCCCAUGAUCUCCUUGCACAGAAUUGCAAAUGUUUUUUUGCAGUACCAAGGGCCAGACUCAGAACCCUUGUCAGAAUUUCCCUCUUACGUAAACCAAUGCUUGAAGAUGCUGCAAAUGACCCUCUAAUGAUCCCAAAAGAGGAAUCAGAAUAGGGAUAAAUAACUCCCUGCAAACCCCAACCCCUGCUGCUGGCUGUGUGAGCCUAUCUAUGCACUCUAUCAGUCAGAAUUGAUAUAUAGCUCUUAGUUACAUCCAGUAAAGGACAGCCUGUUGUUUAAAGAGAAGGUGCAUUUGUUCCUCAGUCAAGCAAAAGCACCUGUGUUGUACUGCUUUAUAGCUCACGCAUAUUCAUAGUAAAGAAAAGACUGAAUUAUACACAUUUCAGUGCCUUUCUUGUGUUACGAAAGGCAGGUAGAUGUUAUAGCCAUAGAUAAAAUUCAUAGUUGAAUUGCGCACUGACCUUAAAUCUCCCUGUAUAUGCCCUUGCGUCUUGCAUGUUAAAAGCUGGAUAAUUGGGUAGAUAUUGCAGCCUGCCCUACUACAUGUUAGACAAGUGUGCAUUAGUACAUAACCAGAAGUUCUUCAUUCUUUAAAAUGUUUUUGACAGAUCAUCUCAUCAUAAAAAUAUAAAUAAUUCAGGAAAACUGUGGGGAAAAGAAUUACAUUUUAUAGAAGAUGUUUCAAAGUCUUCUUAGAGCUUAGAUAAUAGAGUAACAGUUAUUUUGUAUCUAACUGAUACAUUUUAUGUUAAUUUCUUAUUACCACCACAUAUUUUAUUACUCAGAAUUGUAUAGCAUGUGACUCUUUUGGCUUUCAGGGUUCUCAAAAAUUUUUUAUUCUUUUGUUGCAUGUACUGUAUGUUUAGAGGCAACCAGUGAUAUACUCAAUAUGGUUUUACUGUGCCUUACACAAAGAGAAAAUCUAUACAGAAUGUAUAUCAUGGGGUGGGGUAACAGAGUCUAUACUGCACUGUUCGGUGAUGGCACACAGAGCAUGUCCCAGAACAUUUCUGUGCUUAAUUACCCAACCAAAGAGAUCUAAAGUAUGUAUGUUGUACUGUAAUAGGGGUUUAUGCCUGGACAAUUAAGUGUUUUAUUUGUUUUCUGAAAUGAUGUGAACUUAUUUUUCUAAACACUAUGCUAAAUAAACUUUAUAUUUAUACAUA
Messenger RNA from Balaenoptera ricei (Rice's whale), 6048 nucleotides. RefSeq names its product SIX homeobox 4 (gene SIX4). The record is from RefSeq and is a predicted model, not a curated record. Gene Ontology annotation, biological process: regulation of transcription by RNA polymerase II. The coding region runs from base 79 to 2460 and encodes 793 amino acids. Gene Ontology annotation, molecular function: RNA polymerase II cis-regulatory region sequence-specific DNA binding; DNA-binding transcription factor activity, RNA polymerase II-specific. Gene Ontology annotation, cellular component: transcription regulator complex; nucleus. NCBI's taxonomy places the organism in Eukaryota, Metazoa, Chordata, Mammalia, Artiodactyla, Balaenopteridae. The transcript is spliced from 3 exons.